CCGAAGCGUCCCCCGGAACUCUCCCGGUCCCUCCCGUGUAACUUGCCCCGCUCCGUGUCGUGUCUGUGCGCGCUGCCUGGCCGUGUGAAGUCUUGCAGAGGUUCGAGACUUGACGAGUGACAAGUUACUAUGGCGAGUGUCGUCUGCGCGCCUUCUCCUCCGCCCGUCUCUUCACCGCAGCGAGGGCAUUAUCUGGCAACCGCCGAGUGAAACUUUCCACCCGCGGCAUUUUAACCACCAAACAUUACGUCGCUCGCGUUUUUUUUUUUUUUACGCUGGAUAACCAAGGACAUUCUCGCGUUACCAUAGCGACUUUGGCCUUUCGCUGCUGUCGAGUGAGGAAAGCUUUGUAGCGUGCAGCCCGAUCUCCCUCUCCCCGGGCUGAACGGCGUGGGCUGGCGGUGUAAACACGGAUGUAAAGCGCGGCUCCCGCUGACAGCAUGUAAUGGGCUGCUUCACCAUGUUGUUGCGCUCGUCUGUCCCCGCAGCGUACCUCCUGGAGCCCGCCUUCUCUCCCAGCACCGCACGGGUCGUCUUUAUGGCUCGCAGCUUCCUGUUACACGCAACAUUUUGAUGACUUUUUACAGAUAAUAUUUUGAAUUGCUAAUCGCUAUGGCAACGCUGUUAACCUGUCCUCAUUGCAUUGUGAAACGCGUGGACUGACAGUGACGUUUUGUUAAAUUUUUGGAUGCCACCUCCACCAGUAACCACCAUCAUGCCACCCCUUCUUCACCAUCCACACCUCCUCCUCAUCACGUCGUGCUGAGGGCCCCUGACUGACGCUGACGGGCUGACGGAGGCCCUUGAACUUUUGAGUGUUUUAUAACGCUUCAGGUGCAUCAAGUCCAGAUUUCAUCCAUGAAGUGUCCAGGCUCGGGCCGUCUGAGCGUCCAAUAGGAGUGUGGGAGUGCCCCCCCUCCUCCCCUCUGACCCCUGACCUCUGACCCCGCCCCCUCCCUCCGGCAGCACCAUGCUCAUCAAGGAGUACCGCAUCCCCAUGCCCAUGAGUGUGGAGGAGUACCGCAUCGCCCAGCUCUACAUGAUCCAGAAGAAGAGCCGAGAGGAGAGCUGUGGUGAGGGCAGUGGGGUUGAGAUCCUGGAGAAUAAGCCCUACACAGAUGGACCAGGGGGCGUGGGCCAGUACACACACAAGGUCUACCACAUUGGCAUGCACAUCCCCAGCUGGUUCCGCUCCAUCCUGCCCAAAGCGGCGCUGCGGGUGGAGGAGGAGUCCUGGAACGCCUACCCCUACACACGCACCAGAUACACCUGUCCGUUUGUGGAGAAGUUUUCCAUUGACAUUGAGACGUACUACAAACCAGACACAGGCAACCAGGCCGAUGUGUUCAACAUGUCUGCGGUUGAGAAGAGACAGAGGAGUAUCGAUCCCAUAGACAUAGUGACAGACCCCAUCGCAGCUCAUGAGUACAAAGUGGAGGAGGACCCCCGGCUCUAUAAGUCUGCUAAGACCCAGAGGGGGCCCCUGAGGGACGACUGGAUCGAAGAGUACAACAACAACCCCGGGAAGACGCCCAUCAUGUGUGCCUACAAACUGUGUAAGGUGGAGUUCAGGUACUGGGGUAUGCAGUCCAAGAUCGAGCGCUUCAUCCAUGAUGUGGGCCUGCGUAAAGUGAUGGUGCGUGCCCACCGGCAGGCCUGGUGCUGGCAGGACGAGUGGUACGGCCUGACCAUGGAGGACAUCCGGCAGCUGGAGCUGGAGACACAGUUGGCCCUGGCCCGGAAGAUGGCCCAGUUCUGUCAGGUGGAGGAGGCCACGGAGGCCAACGGAGGAGCCACGUCUCCAGACAAGGAGCUCGAGGCCAAGGAGGCCAUCAGCAGCAUCGAGGCCGAGGAGGUGGUGGUCAGCUCUGGGGACACGCUGCAGCCCAGAGGAGUCCUGACCAAGCAGUGGUCCACUUCCUCCAGGUCGUCCCGCUCCUCCAAGAGGGGAGUGAGCCCGUCCCGCCACAGCCUGUCCGAGUGGCGCAUGCAGAGCAUCGCGCGGGACUCCGACGACAGCUCGGACGAGGAGUUCUUCGACGCUCACGAGGACCUGUCUGACGGAGAGGAGGUCUUCCCAAAGGAGAUCACCAAAUGGAACUCCAACGACCUGAUGGACAAGAUGGAGGCGGCGGACACGGAGGACGCUCCUGGUGAACUGUUCCAGGAGAUGUCUGUGGACUAUGAACGCACCAUCAGUGAAGAGAGGCUGGACGAGGAGAGCUCUUCACAGCAGUGCCUCCAGCCUUCUAAGAUCCACGUGCUGAUCCUGGUUCUCCACGGGGGGAACAUCCUGGACACUGGAGGAGGGGAGCAGAGCAGCAAACAGGCCGACGUCAACACCAUCAGCACAGCCUUCGACGCCGUCAUGAGGGUCCAUUACCCCGCCGCCCUGGGUCGCAUCGCCAUCCGCCUGGUGCCCUGCCCGCCCAUCUGUGCCGACGCCUUCAAUCUGGUCUCCAACCUGAGCCCUUACAGUUACGACGAGGGCUGUCUGUCCAGCAGUCAGGACCACAUCCCUCUGGCCGCUCUGCCCCUCCUGGCCACCUCCUCCCCCCUGUACCAGGACGCCGUGUCCACCGUCAUCGCCCGUGCCAACCAGGUCUAUGGGGACUUCCUCAAGUCUCUGGAUGGAGCCGCCUUCUCUGGACAGGUGUGUCUGAUCGGAGACUGUGUGGGGGGCAUCCUGGGCUUUGACGCUCUGUGCAGCAGUAACCAGACUGUGAACGAGAGCCAGAACAGCAGCCGCAGAGGCAGUGUGGUCAGUGUGCAGGACCAGGACCUGCUGUCUCCAGGCAUCAUCGUGAACUGUGGCUCCUCUUCUCCUACACUAGAGGGCAGCAGACACCUGAGCCGCAGUAACAUUGACAUCCCCCGCACCAGCACGGGCGAGGAGAAGAAGCCCCUCACCCGUAAGAGGAGCGACUCCUCCACCUACGAGCUGGACACCAUCAAGCAGCACCACGCCUUCCUCUCCAGUCUCCACUCCAGUGUGCUGCGCAGUGAUGGUGUCUCCCGGCGCUCCAGCAGCAGUACCAUGCUGGACGGAACCGCUCUGGGCAAGUUUGACUUCGAGGUCACAGACUUCUUCCUGUUUGGCUCUCCCCUCGGGCUGGUGCUGGCGCUGCGCAAAACUGUCAUUCCUAUGCUGGACGUGGCUCAGCUGCGCCCGGCCUGUCAGCAGGUUUAUAACCUGUUCCACCCGGCCGACCCCUCGGCCUCUCGCCUGGAGCCUCUGCUGGAGAAGAAGUUCCACCUCCUGCCCCCCUUCAACGUGCCCCGCUACCAGCGCUUCCCCCUGGGAGACGGCAACUCCGCUCUGCUGGUGGAGACAGUGCAGAGCCACGCCCCCCUGCUGCUGGACAGUGGACCCUCGCUGUCCCUGCGCUGUCCGGAGACCAUCAGUGAGACGUGCAUCCCAGUGCCCGUGCUCAGCUGGCAGGACGGCCUCCUCAAAGCCACGCCCACCACCCUGGAGUCAGACGUUGUUCAGUCUCAUGGUGGUGUCUUCAUGGACAGUUCGUACCCCUCGUCCCCCAUCACGGGGCCCCUGUCCCGGGGCCAGCGGAGGGCCAGUGAGGUCAGCAUUGCCAGCCAGGUCUCAGGAAUGGCAGACAGUUACACUGCCACCAACAUAGCCAACACCACAGAAAACAAAAUACCCAAGUCUAAAAGCUCCAGUCUGCUGUCCCAACUCGCCCUCACCUCGCAAAUGUCCUUCCGCCUGAAAAGCCCUCCCAAGUCCCGCAAGAAGAAACCCGUCCACCAUCCAGUCCCAGCCCUGGAGCCAGAGCCGGACCCGGUGCUGGACGGGGAGAGUAUGUCCCCUACUGGUGAUGGAGAGGAGGAGGAGGGCUGCCAGUCUGCUGGGCUGCAAUGUGCCAUAUGUGAGCUGGUGUCUCUGGACUCUCAGGCCGAAGUGGACCAAGUUGCAGCUCGCUGGUGGGGCACUAAGCGUCUGGACUUUGCCCUGUACUGCCCUGACGCUCUCACCGCCUUCCCCACGGUGGCGCUGCCGCACCUGUUCCACGCCUCGUACUGGGAGUCCACAGACGUGGUGUCCUUCCUGCUCAGACAGGUGAUGAGGCAUGAGAACUCCAGUAUCCUGGAGCUGGACGGGAAGGAGGUGUCUGAGUUCACUCCAUCCAAACCCCGAGAGAAGUGGCUUCGCAAGAGGACGCACGUCAAGAUCAGGAACGUGACGGCUAACCACCGCAUGAACGACGCUGUGUUCCUGGAGGACAGCCCCCAGGUGCUGAGCGGCCGCUUCAUGUACGGGCCCCUGGACAUGGUCACUCUGGCUGGAGAGAAGGUGGACCUGCACAUCAUGACACAGCCCCCUUCUGGAGAGUGGGUGUACUACAGCACUGAGGUGACCAACAGCAGCGGUCGAGUGUCCUUCACCAUUCCAGAAGACAAGCGACUGGGAGUGGGAGUGUACCCGGUCAAAAUGGUGGUCAGGGGGGACCACACGUUUGCGGACAGCUACCUGACCGUGGUGCCUCGUGGGACAGAGUUUGUGGUGUUCAGUAUCGACGGCUCAUUUGCAGCCAGUGUGUCCAUCAUGGGCAGUGACCCUAAAGUGCGCGCGGGGGCAGUGGACGUGGUCAGGCACUGGCAGGACCUGGGCUACAUGAUCAUCUACGUGACGGGUCGUCCGGACAUGCAGAAGCAGAGGGUGGUGGCCUGGCUCUCACAGCACAACUUCCCCCACGGCAUCGUGUCCUUCUGCGACGGGCUGGUGCACGACCCGCUCAGACACAAGGCCAACUUCCUCAAGGCUCUCACUGAGACUCACAUGAAGAUUUUCGUCGGCUACGGCUCAACCAAAGACAUCUCUGUGUACAGUUCCAUCGGCCUGCCCCCCUCCCACAUCUACAUCGUGGGCCGCCCCACCAAGAAGAUGCAGCAGCAGUGUCAGUUCAUCACAGAGGGUUAUGCGGCGCACCUGUCUCAGCUGGAGUAUUCUCACCGCUCCCGUCCGCCUAAGUCCAGCAGCACACGCAUGGUCCUGAGGAAGAGCAGCUUCGGCCUGGGAGCCAACAGUGACUUUCUGAGGAAGAGGAACCACCUACUGCGCACCAUCUCCUCCCAGCCCGCCCCCACCUCCCCCACCGCCAACGUGCACAGCCACAACCGGCCCGAGCGCACGCAGAGCCAGUCGGACGGCGAACGCGGCGCUCACUAUGGCCACCAGGGGGCCACGCAGCGCAGUAUGAGCAUCACUGCCAGCUGCUGGGGCAGGAGUACCAGUACCAAGGUGGACCCUGGACUCUUCAGCCCCAAAUGAUACUGGGACAGACUAUGGAGCGGGCGGCCAAAGCUCCAGGACAGUGUGUGGACAUGUGAGAGGUGUGAGGGGCCCUGCGGGGUCACCUGUGAGGGGCCCUGCGGGGUCACCUGUGAGGGGCCCUGCGGGGUCACCUGUGGAAGGCCCUCAGGGUCACACCAUUCAAACUAAUCACUUACCUCAACACAGAGAUAGACCUCACUAUAUAUCUAUACUGAUUUUACAAUCCUAACUCUUUAUGCUCCUGCCUCUUCAGAGAGAAGACUCAUUCAGUGUCGCAUUUUAGUGUAAAGAUGAUUUUGACUAUGAUUUAGUGUAAAUGUGCUGAACUGAGUGUCCAGAGCUGCACACACAGGAGUGUGACAGUCUGAGGCACUGCUCUGUCUGCUGUUCGUGGGCAGCAUCAUGUGACACAUGUGAGCACAGAGGUGUGGGCUAAAGCACAACAGAACUGUGGAAGAGGAGCCUGCCAAAUGUGUGAGCCAGUCCAAUAUAAGCUGCUACUGGAUCUGAACGCACCACUCCAACACGACCCUUUAACCCCUGAGGGAGCACUGUCCAAGGCACAGCGCACUACGGUGGCCCUGAAGGACCCAUCAGGAGCAAAAAUCUGCUUUCGAAAAAGUCAGUUGCACAACUAUAACAUGAAUUCUGACAGAAUGACUGCAGAAUGCAAAGUGCUGCGGUGUGUGGGGAUUGUCCCUCCGGGCCUCCGUAGACCGCUUCCCCAUAACCCUGCUGUUUGUGCCAAAGUAAGAGUGUGGAGAGCUGUACAGAGGAGCUGAGGCCUCCAGAACCUUGUACAUAUGUACUUGUGUACUGUACACAGACCACAGUCAAGUGUCUUCUUAAUCCUCUGCAGGAUCUGCUCUAUGACAAAGUCAUGCUAUUUAAGACUAGACUUCUAUUUAAAGUGUAUUGACUUGGUGAACAAAUGUGUUUUAUUUUUGUCUCUGAAGCCAAACAGGAGACUCGGUUUCCUCAUGCUGUUUUCUAUCAUAAAACUCUAGGCUUAGGACCACUGUAUGGAACAAUCAUCACUUCUGAUACAUUCAGCGAUAGUGACAGUUAUCCAAAUUUAACUUAUUUUAAAUGAACUUUAUGUAGACUAUAUAUAGAUUAGAUGUCGGCUCAUAUUUGCACUGGUAUUUAUCUCCUGGUAUCUAACCAGAUUAUAUUCUGAACAUGAGUAAGCCUUCAUUGUUCGUGGUGGUCCUAAAGCUCAGCUGUAUGAAUGUGCUUGUAGAGGACUCCUAGAGGUGUGCUGUUCUGUGUGGGACUGUACAGUGUACAGGCUUUUCUAUGUCAAUCACACGAUGGACCAAUCUGCCGCCAGUGUGAGGGCAAACGUGCAAUAUCUACCCCCGACAACGCUGACAAUCACUGCACAUGCUCACAUCUACUUCUACUGCGCACACACACACACACACACUUCUACUACAUAUACUUCUACUACACAUACUUGUACUGUACACACAUACUUCUACUGUACAUGCUACUCCAUCCAUGCUCCUGUACACAUAGUGCUGUGCUCAUGGUAACACAUACUUCUACUGUCCACAUGGGAACUGGGUCAGACCUCCAGACCACACGUCCCUUAGUCCUUCUAAAGCCACUCCUCACAUCUCACACUCUGGGCUCAGAGCUUUUCUCUCCAGUGUGAAAACUAAAGCCGGCAUCAGGAUCAGCACACAAACACACACACACAGACACACAGACACAGACACACACACACACACACAGACACAGACACACACAGACACACACACACACACAGACACACACACACAGACACAGACACACACACACAGACACACACACACACAGACACACACACACACGGACACACAGAGAGGAGGCUCUGGACACUGGAGGUUUCGCAGUCUGAAGAAGCAGACGAGACUUUUGGCUUUUGUUCAUUUGAAUCUGUUGGGUGUCACACUGUGUUUGUGUUUCGAUAUUUUCUGAAUGAAAGUGCCCAUGACAGGUGCUCCUUUUAUUAAAACACAGUUAAGAUCAUUACAUUUCAGAUUUUUGCUAUUCAUUUUUUUUUUUUUUUCAUUUCAAAGUUACAAAAUUUCACUUUCUGGUUGGAAAUGACAUGACAUCAUCUUAAGGAUUUCCAUUAUUGUUACCACAGACUGUACAUCAAUUCUUCUUUAUACAGUCUAUGAUUGUUACCUAGCAACCACGUUGACACCAGGUCAAAACUCCUCCAAUGUGCACAGAAAUAUUCAUUUGACAAAUAAAAGAUAUAAAAUAUAAGAAAACACCUUUAUUUAGACAGACUGGGAAAAAAAGUGUUUGCUGUGUGUAAAGGAGACGAUGAGAGGACAGAAUUCUCGAUUUCCUGUUAUUUUCAACAUAUUUUUCAACUUCUCAAGUUGGUUCUUGGUUGGUGUAAAAACUAUAAUUCAUAUUAACAAAGUUUUAUCCCACCAAAUGAAGUCAAAAUGAGACUCUGAACCUGUCAGAUGCACUUUCAAUCUCCAAAAUCUCCAACAGAAACAUCGUGUGGUGUGUCUGUCUCGGUGUAGAUAGUACUCAGUUACUUUCACUUAUGUAACUUUUAAAACAAACUGCACUUUUCAGAGUACUUUAGCAGCAUCCUUUUACUCCUACUUGAGUGAUGUUUUGAUGAAGUAAUAGUACUCUUACUUAAGUAAAAGUUAUGGUUUAUGUCGACAAUCUGAAAUGAUUUGAACAUUUGUGUGUCUUACAAGCGCUCCUUCACAGAUAAUUUAGUUUGCCUCGUUUUUGUCCUUUGAAAACAUCAGAUCAGUUACUCAUCUACUACUCAUGUACUUUUACUUAAGAGUACUAGUAACUUUAAAAUAUUACUCAAGUAAAUUUUCUGGCUAGUCUACCCACCUCUACAUUUUACUUGCAUAAAUACCGAGGACUCAGCAUGUCUUCUAUACACGACGAUGUGGAUUUCCCGUCUGCUUUUCCAGAUUGGUGAAACAUUUCUUUGAGUUUGAUCUUUUUAGUCAAAUUUGGUCAAUGAGAGAAUGUGAUUUGUGCCCUUGUUGUCGACCCAGACAAAGGCGUUGCUGGCCCAACUCGAAUGUAAAAUGCCCGUUUAGUUCAUGUUCAUUCUGAGGCCUUACUCUCCCUCUGCCUUACCCGGUCUAUGUGAAAACGCCUCUUCUCCACCAAACCCCGUCGACGCUCGGACCCGGACUCUCCUCGUUGCACUGGUGUGUAUGUGGGUGGUAUUGGAUAAGUUCAUUUAUCCAUCUCUUGUGUUUUCUGUACAGUGUAUAAAGACUAUAUCAUACUGAAA
Molecule: messenger RNA, 8576 nt
Organism: Boleophthalmus pectinirostris (great blue-spotted mudskipper)
Lineage: Eukaryota; Metazoa; Chordata; Actinopteri; Gobiiformes; Gobiidae
Product: membrane-associated phosphatidylinositol transfer protein 2-like
Biological process (GO): phospholipid transport
Cellular component (GO): cytoplasm
Molecular function (GO): phosphatidylinositol binding; phosphatidylinositol transfer activity; metal ion binding
Source: RefSeq, a predicted model, not a curated record